Stylophora pistillata is the source of this 1465-nucleotide messenger RNA. RefSeq names its product heterogeneous nuclear ribonucleoprotein A1-like 2. Gene Ontology annotation, biological process: regulation of translation. Gene Ontology annotation, molecular function: mRNA binding. Lineage: Eukaryota; Metazoa; Cnidaria; Anthozoa; Scleractinia; Pocilloporidae. The record is from RefSeq and is a predicted model, not a curated record.
GUUUGUGGAAAGCGUGACUUCGACGCGGAAAGAACGACCGUUGGAAGACUUUAGAAAAUGGCAAACCCAAAGGACAACGAUGAACGACUGAAAAAGCUUUUUGUCGGUGGCUUAAAGAGAGAUACCGAAGAUGACACUUUAAAGUCAUACUUUGAACAGUAUGGUGCUAUGACAGAUUGUGUUGUGAUCCGAAGCCAGACCAAAGAGUCAAGAGGAUUUGGUUAUGUUACCUUUGAAGACGAAGAGAGUGUCCUUAAAGUGUUAGGAGACAAGAAAGAAAAAGGCCCACACUUUAUCGACGGAAAAGAAGUUGAAGUGAAACGAGCCAUUCCUAGAGAUGAUCAAAGCUCGACAGCUCAUCUAAAAACAAAGAAAAUUUUCAUCGGUGGCUUACCAGACGAGGCCGACGCCGAGAGUAUAAAGCAGUCUUUGGCUGAUCGAGUUCGCGGCAUUGCACCUACCAACGUGGAAUUAAUCAUGAAAAAAGAGGACGAGACCAAACAUCGUGGUUUCUGUUUUGUUGAAUUUGAGGACGAAGACAUUGUCGAUGAACUAUGCUGCAUCAAACAGGUCGGUAUCAAUGGAAAAAACGUGGAAAUCAAGAAAGCUGAGCCCAAGGACAAAUCAGGUUCUCAGGGACAGAGAGGACGCGGUGGUCGCGGAGGUGGUCGUGGAGGUUAUGGUAGCCGUGGUCGCGGCGGAGGCAUGGGAGGCAGCUAUCAAGCAGCCGGUGGGUAUGGUGGAUACUCAGGAGGUGGCUAUGACGGCUAUGGAGACGGCAGCGGUUAUAGUGAUCCUAGUUAUGGUAGCUAUGCCGGUUAUGGAGGUGAUUAUUACGGUAACAUGGGUGGCUAUCAACAAGCACCUUCUAAUUAUGGCCCUCAGGCUGGUUACAGAAAUCCUAGAUACAAGCCAUACUAAAAGUAAAGCAGGUUUGUCUUAAGUCAACAUAGCCAGGCAUAAAUUACACUAAGGCACCCAGGACCUAGGCUACCCAAGAAUCAGAGUGUUGCAGUUACAGUUGAUCAAGCAUAUAGAUGCAGUUUAAGCUACUUCAGAAUUGCAGGCAUCUUUCAUUUGUAAUCCACACAGUAGACUAUGUUGCAUGAUUUUAACAAGAAAUACUUUUAUUACUAUUCUUUCUUGAUGAUAUCAACAUCACACUAUUUUUAAGAGGUAGACCUUUCUAUAUCCUAGGUCUUUUUAAAGCACAAGUGUAAGUUUAAGCUUCAAAUUACUUGAACAUCCUUCAAUCUAAUAUUUGUCUGUAUGAUGGAUAAGAUGAAACUUAUCAGCACUCUUGCUUUGAAAAUGGGCAAGAACAAUUAUUUUAAUUGUUUUCCUUUGUUGGGAAGUGUAAUCUAGGAUUUAGAGUUGUUUUCUGACUUGUAUUAUGAUGUGUACACAAGCAUGGCCAUUAUUAAAGCUUUGUUGGUUAAGAAUAAAGGAUUUGUUCAUAUUUUUA